Molecule: messenger RNA, 1005 nt
Organism: Balearica regulorum gibbericeps (East African grey crowned-crane)
Lineage: Eukaryota; Metazoa; Chordata; Aves; Gruiformes; Gruidae
Source: RefSeq, a predicted model, not a curated record
AUGACUUGCAGGAGGAGGCCAAGCAGUGAGGAAGCUGCGAGGGUGAGCCCUGGUCUGCAGGGGGACAGUAAAGCUCCUCAGGUGGUGGCAGAGGAGGAGGAGGAUGUUUCGGGCCCCUGGGAACCAGAGCGCUCUGGGAAAGGGAGCCCGGGGUCGGGACCGGAGGCUGAUGGCUCCAGUGGGCAAGGGACGCAGGAGCCAGUCAGCUCCACAGUCUGCAGGGAGCAGGAGGAGGAGGAGGAGGAAGAAGAGGAAGAGGGGAGCUGCUACAGUGAGGAAGGGGAGGAUGGCAGCAACAUCUACUUCUAUUACACCAUUGGAGAGCGCUGGAUAGACUACCUGCAGCGGACAGAGGACGGUGGCCUCCUCCGUCAUGUGCGGCCCAAGAUGAAGCGGAAAUCGGAGAACGGCCUGGAUGGCAGGGCGCUUUCCCCUGGUAAAAAGCUGUGCAAGGGUUCUGAGUACAGCAGGACACUGGGACCCUGCAUGCCCAGUCCCACCACCACCUUUGGGGACCUGCGCAACGCCAAGGCAGGCCAGGCUCGGCGCCGCCGCAUCCCCUCGGUCGCCCCUCCACCAGAGCUACAGGACUGGCUCCGCACCUUCCAGCGGUGGAGUGGCCCAGAGAAGCUGCUCGCUCUGGAUGAGCUCAUUGACCGCUGCGAGCCCUCCCAAAUCAAGUACAUGAUGCAGGUCAUUGAACCCCAGUUCCAGAGAGACUUCAUUUCCCUGCUGCCCAAGGAGCUGGCACUCUACGUCCUCUCGUUCCUGGAGCCUCGGGACCUGCUCCGUGCUGCCCAGACCUGUCGCUACUGGAGGGUCUUGGCUGAAGAUAACCUGCUUUGGAGAGAGAAAUGCCGCGAAGAAGGCAUUGAGGAGCCCUUGAACCUGCGGAAGCGGCGCCUGCUGAGUCCUGGAUUCAUGUACAGCCCCUGGAAAUUUGCCUUCAUGCGGCAGCACAAAAUCGACAUGAACUGGCGCAGCGGGGAGCUUAAAGCCCCCAAG